Phragmites australis (common reed) is the source of this 1322-nucleotide messenger RNA. RefSeq lists its product as uncharacterized. Gene Ontology annotation, biological process: Arp2/3 complex-mediated actin nucleation; actin filament polymerization; metal ion transport. The coding region runs from base 143 to 1150 and encodes 335 amino acids. Gene Ontology annotation, molecular function: cadmium ion transmembrane transporter activity; manganese ion transmembrane transporter activity. The record is from RefSeq and is a predicted model, not a curated record. The transcript has 4 exons. NCBI's taxonomy places the organism in Eukaryota, Viridiplantae, Streptophyta, Magnoliopsida, Poales, Poaceae. Gene Ontology annotation, cellular component: Arp2/3 protein complex; membrane; actin cytoskeleton.
GGAGGUGGGGUUUCACGGAGGGAGGAGGACAACGACGAGCUCAGGGACGGUGCGCCGGCGCUGUUGCUCGUCGGGUGCCUCCUUGGGCUCGGCACCGGCAUCUGUGUCGCGACGUUCAACCGUGAGAGUGUUGUGUUGGUGCAUGACUUCUGAUUCAAGACGGCUAGCGGGAGGAGAGAUCAGGCCUCUUCCGUUGCAGGCACCACACGACCAGUGCCGCGGGCAUGGGCGCGAUUGGUCUGGGCGGGGCACCGAGGAGCGUGCGUACGAGGCGACGGAGAAGGUCGGACACUCGGACGGGACUGACCCGGAGGACGAAGACGGCGAGGCAGCGCUCUGCUUGGCAUCCGGGACGGCCCCGCCCUUCUCGUGGCGAAAACUAUGGCUGUUCACAGGGCCCGGGUUCCUGAUGAGCAUCACGUUCUUGGACCUGAGCAACCUUGAGGGGGACCUCCAGGCCGGCGCCGCUGCGGGGGACACGCUGCUGUGGCUGCUCAUGUGGGCCACCGCCAUGGGCCUCCUCGUGCAGCUCCUCACCGUGCGCCUCGGGGUUGCCACGGGCCGGCACCUCACCGAGCUCUGCCAGGACAAGUACCCAGACUGGGCGCGCCAUGCGCUCUGGCUCAUGGCCGAGGUCGCCAUGGUCGGCGCCGACAUACAGGAGGUCAUUGGUAGUGCCAUCGCCAUCAAGAUCCUCAGCAGGGGGUACCUGCCGCUCUGGGCCGACGUUGUCAUCACCGCCUUGGAUUGUGCUGAAAGACCAGUGCCUGUUGAUCACACCUUCUUCGAGUUUGGAUCAAUUCGAUAUCAUGUAGAGACUUCAGCAUCAGAUUCUGAGAACAUAUAUUUGUUGAUAUCAACACCAUCUCUCUCCCACGAAGCUUCACCCUCCUCGAGCGGGUUGCUUGAAAUCACACUAGAGGAGACGAGGAAGAUGUAUCAGAAGUUCGCAGAGAUUAUCGAGCCACCUAAAGAAGGAUAUGUCCUGACACUGAAAUUGAACUUCUCCAGCCUUGCUCGACCAAUUCUGGACAAGCUACUUUUGUAUACCUUUUACAUUGUGGGGUUAGGAGAUAGGGUGGGAAAGCCACUAUCCAACAGUCAGAUGGACCAUAAAUUAUUUAUUUUAGAUGUAGAUAAGCCUCCAUAGCUAUGUUUGCCUUCUUUCUGAGAAAUUCUGGACUUCUGGUAGGAUCUAGACUAGGUGUUGGGUCAUAGCCAAAUGUUGUAUACUCAAUCUAUUUGUUAGAAAUGGCGGGAUAUUCAAACAAUUGGCCCAUUCUUGUAAGUUUGAAGAUGGAAUUCAAGUUGCCCUUGCAUCA